Durusdinium trenchii is the source of this 4326-nucleotide messenger RNA. The record is from the annotation of a GenBank genome assembly. Lineage: Eukaryota; Dinophyceae; Suessiales; Symbiodiniaceae.
AUGCUCCCAGUUGUGAGUGUCCUCUUCACUCUCAGUCUUGUUCAAGGCGCCAAAGUCCACACAGUUGAGCAGUUGGACGUGGAUCUCUCGCUGGUGCCGAUUGGUGCGACUGUUGCCUUCCACAAUCCCUACUGGAAGCGCUACAUCAAGUUGGCGAGUGCCACCGUCGCGGGUGCCAGCAGCACCAACACGAACGCUAGCCCCCUACCAUCAGGGUGGACUCACGAACGUUUCUUGGUGGUGGAUGCUGGGAAUGGACUGGUGGCACUUCACAAUGCAAUCCACAACGGUUUUCUGAAGGUCACUUCAAAUGGGCUUUGCCAAGGUUACGGUGCUUCAGUGUCAGACCUGGGUCCGGAAUGGCUCAAUGAACGCUUCAAGGUGGUGGAUGCCGGGCCGGGGCGGAUUGCUUUGUGGAGCCCCAUGUGGGGAAAGUACGUGAAGAUGCACGACACGCAGAUGAAGGCAGAUGCAACCGCGAUCGGGGAAUGGGAGGAAUUCACUCCAGUAAUUGUGAACGCAGGCAAUCCAUUGCAGCCUCUUAUUGGCCACACGAUAGCCCUGCGCAAUGCUCACCACAAUCGCUUCAUCAAAAUGAAUUCUGGUGGUGUGACAAGGAGUGAUGCAAAAGACAAAGACCAGUUGCCAGCCGCUUGGGAUGAAGAGCGCUUCACAGUGGUUGAUGCUGGGAACAAUCGAAUUGCUCUUUACAAUCGCAAGCACAACCGUUUUGUGAAGAUUCCCAAUGGAGGUCCUGUUGCUUCCAGCCCCACGAUCGAUGCAAAUUCGCCACCCGUCUUCCCAAGCGGUUGGGGAGCAGAAGCAUUGUCUGCGGAAGAUGUGGGAGGUGGACAGAUUGCCUUGAAAGGCACUUACUUCGGUCGCUACAUGCGCAUGCAUUACACCGGAGUGGAUUCAGAGGCAACGACACCAGCAACUUGGGAACGCUAUACAGUUGUGAGGACCCAACAUCCACUGAUCUCAGUGUUGCUCGGACGCUCCGUUGCUCUUCACAAUGCGCACCACAACCGCUUGCUGAAGAUGACUGGAUCGACGAUCGACCGCAGUCCCACGGUGAAUGUGAACUCAAUCCCGAGCUACUACGCAUCCGAGAGAUUUUCUCUGGUGGACGCUGGUGACGGCAAGAUUGGUCUCCAUACCCCUUACUACAACAAAUUCAUGGCGGUGCAGAGCAACAUGGCCAUGUCCUGCAGUGCAGAGAAAGAUGCAAAUCUGCCGUUACGUGAUGAGUCCUUGUCGUUUACCGCGGUGGAUUGUGGUCAGGGUGCCAUUUGUCUUCGGGUGGAUUUCCUGAACCGCUUCGUGAGCAUGCGGAACAGUGACGUGUAUGCGACUGGCCAAAGCACUGCAGCCUGGGAGCGCUUCACAGUCGUAGAGUUCGACACUGCAAUGGCAUUUUUGGUGGGCAAGACCGUUGGUCUGCACAGCCCAAGUGUGAACCGCUUUUUGAUGUUCAGCUUCAAUGACGUGGUUGCCAGUGAGCCGACCAAUAUCAACAACUUCCCUUACGAGUGGUCCUCAGGGCGCUUCAAAGUGCAGUUUGCCGGCAAUGGCAGAGUCACCCUCUACAAUGAAGGCGAAGGUGCGUACGUGGUUGUCCAUAGCAAUGGACAUGUGAAUAUUGCGCGAAGGACCUAUCAGCAGCCGCCGCCCAAUGAGGCAGACAUGCAGUUUCAGGUUGUUGAUGUUCAGGGUGGCGGGGUUGCCCUGAAGAGUGUCCCACACAAUCGCCACGUGAGGAUGAGUGUGGUUCAGACGACGCCUGCCACGGGAUGCAUUGAGUUUGGCCACAAGGUUGUGAUUGCGCAAACAUUUGAUCACCACAACCAGUGUGGUUGGUAUGGGUGCAGGGUGGCGUUCAUGGGAUCUGACAAUCACAUGUACUUCGGCCAUGGAGGCAUGGACCCUACGAGCUUUUAUAUCCGACCGGUUCCUGGGAGCAACCAGCAGGGCUGUGUUUCUUACGGAGACACUGUGGCCAUUGCAUAUUCUGCAGAGUCUGGAGCCAAUGGAUGUGGAUGGUACGGCUGCAGAGUCGGUGCGAUGGUCAACAACGUGUUUGUCUUUGGCCAUGGAGUUGCUGCCAAUUAUUUCUACAUCCGACCUCCACCCAAUGGGCAGACCGGCAGCGUGUCCUACGGCGACCGUGUGGUCAUCGCUUUCACUUCCAACGCUGGAGACACCAGCAACUGCGGUUGGUAUGGCUGUAGGGUUGCGGCGAUGUGGGGCAACAACCAGAUGGGAUUUGGCCAUGGAAAUGGUCUCACACAAUUCCAAUUGAACCCAUUCCCACCCACUGUCGUGGUGGACGCUUCAACAUCCCUGGGCCCUACUGAGAUCUUUGAAUUGCUGACUGUAAAGCUCAUGGACGAGAAUGUGAAUGAAGAUGCGUGGGAGGUGUUUGUAGGCAUGGAUUGUGAGGGAGAGCCUUACUCCAGAGAUCGGUGCGAUCUCAGCAACUGCGAUGGCUGGGGCGGGGCCAAUGCCGAGACCUGCAAGCAGAAAUGCGACAACAACGAGGUCCCUCCAGGGUGCCCGCAGAACAUGCAGUGUCAUGCAUUUACCUGGGGUGCCAACAACUGGUGUCAGCUCUACUCCGGAUGUGAGACUCUUCACAACAACCAGGGAAUCGUGGCUUACAGGCGAGCAAAUCCCACCCUACCUGCUCUUCUCCAAGUGCAGGAUGAUGUUAGUGUGGAGAGCUUUGGGCCUGACGCAGAGUUGGCCUCGAGUUUCCCUUUUGUGAUGAUGAACUUGUCGAAUUUCUCCGGUCUCAUCACAAACGAGUCGCAUCCAGGUAUUCAGCACCGCUUCGGGAAUGUCACCAAGGACCUCAACCUGCUUUAUGAAAAGGUGGAAGGCUUCUACGCAAUCUUGCAUGAGCGCAUGGGUGCAGAUGGUCCUGUGUACUGCCCUCUUCAAUCCUACAUGCAUUUGCCAACAUGCAUCACUAUCGCAACCUGCCUGCUUCAGUCCUCGGUGCCACAGCACAUUUCCAUGGCUUUCUAUUCCAGUAUCAUGGAACAGGCGGCCAGGUUCGAGGAUGUCACGUGGCAGGUCAUUGAAUCGGCGCUGUCCUUUGAAAGCCAUGGACAACAGACACUCAUCCGCGAUGCGGUGCCCAGCAAGUACCGCUGUGACGCCUUCGAAGAGGCGUCCAAGGUGGUGGAAGGUCCUACCUAUCCGGAGCCAUCCAACCACACGGGGCAUGCGCUUGUAGAGGUUAGUCAUGGUGCCUCUAAGGCCUCAGCAACUUUGGCCUUCUCUGCAGCUUUGCACGGUGCCACUCGUUCAAUGCACCGCAUCUUGGAUUCGCAUCAUCUUAACAGCUCCCUGGACGCGACUCUGGGGAACUUGGAGGAUCUUUGGCGUCCGAUUUGUGAGCAACUCGGGUGUGAUCCCAGCAACUAUUGGGAGAUUUUCUUGUCGACCCACCAGCAGACCAUGGCCCUCUUGCAGACCUCCGCCGCUGCCACGAUGCGGAAGGAGAUCCUACAGCGAGCCCAGUUGGAGCGCAGAGUUCAACGUUUCGUGGGCGAGCACGGAGAAGCCUUGCGCGGAAGGCUCUGGCGACCCUACGAGGAAGGUCCUGCUGUGGAGAGCGGCAAGGCAUAUGCUGAAAAGGGGAGAGCAGCUGUACUUCAGUUGGUCCCGGCCGUCGUGAAGACCCUUGCGAAGGUGGAUGCCCGACGAGCCAUGCGCUUCUUGGACCAGGUGGAGUUGAAGAAGUACGUUCAGCGGAAGGCUGAAAGUCAAGGCAAGAUCUUGGACUCCAAAGAGCUCUUGGAGGCCGAAGUGGCUUUGACUCUGAAGACUUCCAACACCUGGUUCAUUGACAAUUGGCCAGGGGGUUUGAAGUGCUUCGGCAAGUUCUCGCUGUUCUACACUCAGGGCUACUACAAAUCGAUUGUAAGUUCAGGUGCCUUUGGGGCUACCUUUGCUUUUGGCCUUUCAGCUGGUGUGGCCUCCUCCUUGGAACAGCUUGUCUAUGGCCUUGAGCCCGCUGGUUGGUUUUCAUUCUUCAUGAGCUUCAGUGCUGGACUGGCUGCGGGCCCACCCACAGGCCCUUGGUUCUGGUCAGGCAUGUGCGCCAGCGGCACCCUUCAGUGUGGCUGCGGCCCUUGUGAGUUCAGUCUCACCGUAGGAGCUGUUGCUAUCGUUGCUACAGAGUGGACCAAUGGACUAGUCUGCCCCAUUCGCUUCCCACCUGCAACAGGCAUCAAGUGCUCUCAAGGCGCCGGAGUGUUCUUCACCACGUUUUGCUGCAAGGUGAACAUGGUGACCGGUGCACACGAUUGUCGAUAA